Leptopilina heterotoma is the source of this 907-nucleotide messenger RNA. RefSeq names its product sperm-specific protein Don juan. The record is from RefSeq and is a predicted model, not a curated record. Lineage: Eukaryota; Metazoa; Arthropoda; Insecta; Hymenoptera; Figitidae. The transcript is spliced from 7 exons. Bases 103 to 798 code for a protein of 231 amino acids.
UCAUAUAUAUAUAAUGAACAAUUUGUGUAUUUUCUAGAAAGUAAUAAAUUUUUUUUUCAAUUUCAAAACUUUCUUCCAAGUGAUUUAUCAAUUAAAGAAGAAAUGAGGAAUUGUACUUUAUUGCUGCUUUACAUUGGAUUACUAAUCGCCGUUUCCUAUGCGGACGAAGUAGAAAACGAAUCAGUUCAAUACGAGGUUCAAGAACUUGAUUCAGAAUUGUUGGAGAAUAUAUUAUUUGGAAGAUGCCGCAGAGAAGGCCAGGACUGCACUAAACGUAGAUGUUGCUGGAGAUUGAAAUGUGACAAUGCGACAAAGAAAUGUGCGAGGGAACCCUGCAAAAAGGAAAAUGAAGCAUGCCGAAUAAGUAGUCAAUGCUGCAAAGAUCUGAGAUGUUGCAACAGACGAAAUAGAUGUGUAAAGAAGGAACCCUGCAAAAAGGAAACUGAAGCUUGCCGAUUAAACAGUCAAUGCUGCGAAGGACUGAGAUGUUCCAUAAGACAAAGGAAAUGUGUAAAGAAGGAUCCCUGCAAAAAGGAAACUGAAGCUUGCCGAUUAGACAGUCAAUGCUGUAAAGGACUGAGAUGUUCCAUGAGACAAAGGAAAUGUGUGAAGAAGGAUGCCUGCAAAAAGGAAAAUGAAGCAUGCCGAAUAAAUAGACAAUGUUGCGAAGGAACGAAAUGUUGCAAAAAACAAAAGAAAUGUGUGAAAAAAGCAGAAUUCAUUCCUGAAGAUUUUAUCCAGAAUAUCGAUUUUGAAGAGGACUUCGAUGACCAGGAAGAUUUUGAAGAUGAAUUUUAAAUUGCAAUUGCAAUUGCAAAUUAUUGCUUCAAUUUACGAUGACUCUUGGAAGAAUAAAAACUUUGACAUAUAUUUUAAAGAAAAAUAAAUUUUUCUAUUGCAUAUUUAA